Gossypium arboreum is the source of this 4507-nucleotide messenger RNA. Its product is annotated as ABC transporter G family member 29-like. NCBI's taxonomy places the organism in Eukaryota, Viridiplantae, Streptophyta, Magnoliopsida, Malvales, Malvaceae. The record is from RefSeq and is a predicted model, not a curated record. The transcript is spliced from 21 exons. Bases 48 to 4367 code for a protein of 1439 amino acids. Gene Ontology annotation, molecular function: ATP binding; ATP hydrolysis activity; ABC-type transporter activity. Gene Ontology annotation, cellular component: membrane.
CAAACAUCAUCUUCCAUAAUUACUUUUACAAAGAAAAUAUAUAUGCAAUGGAUGGUAUAGAGAAAGCAAGAAGUCCAAGGAGUAGUUCAAGCCAUAAUAACCUGAGUAGUGGUAUAAGGCUCAGCUUGAGCAAGAACCAUUGGACAAUGGAUGAUGUUUUUGCAGCGCGAAACACUGGAGCUGAGGAAGACGAUGAAGAAGCUCUGAAAUGGGCUGCUAUAGAGAAGUUGCCAACUUAUGAUCGGUUAAGAACAAGUAUCAUGAAUUCUUUUGUGGAGAAUGAUGAUGGAAACACCAACAAGUUUGGUCCAAGAGAAGUUGACGUGAGAAAGCUGGACAUGGAUGACCGACAGAGAUUCAUUAACGCACUGCUUAAGGUUACUGAAGAAGACAACGAGAAGUUCUUGAGGAGGUUUAGAAACAGACUUGAUAAGGUGGGGAUUCGACUUCCUAAAGUGGAAGUUAGGUAUGAGCAUUUGAACAUUGAAGCAGAAACCUAUCUGGGUAGCAGAGCUCUUCCAACUCUUGUAAAUUCGGCUCAAAAUAUUGCUGAAUUAGCUCUUGCCAUGCUUGGUAUUAGGUUGUCCAAGCCAACCAAACUUAAUAUCCUUAAGGAUAUCUCUGGUAUUAUCAAACCAUCCAGGAUGACCCUUUUGCUAGGCCCACCAUCCUCUGGAAAAACAACCCUUUUGCUUGCAUUGGCUGGAAAAUUGGAUCCAAGCUUAAAGGUUAGUGGGGAAGUAAGCUACAAUGGGUACAAACUCAAUGAAUUUGUUCCCCAAAAGACCUCUGCAUAUAUCAGCCAACAUGAUGUUCAUGUUCCAGAAAUGACAGUUCAAGAAACCUUAGAUUUCUCUGCAAGGUGCCAAGGGGUUGGAACUCGAUAUGACCUUUUAAGUGAACUUGCUAGGAGGGAAAAGUACGCAGGCAUUUACCCUGAACCAGAAGUUGACCUUUUCAUGAAGGCAACUGCAAUUGAAGGAGCUGAAAACAGUCUUGUCACUGACUACAUUCUCAAAAUGUUGGGCCUCGAUAUAUGCAAGGAUACAAUAGUUGGAGAUCAGAUGAUUAGAGGCAUAUCUGGAGGACAGAAAAAACGAGUAACAACAGGAGAGAUGAUCGUUGGGCCAACCAAAACAUUGUUCAUGGAUGAGAUAUCAACCGGCCUUGAUAGUUCCACGACAUAUCAAGUUGUCAAGUGCUUGCAGCAGAUUGCUCAUCUAACAGAUGCCACUAUCUUUAUGUCCUUACUACAGCCAGCUCCUGAGACGUUUGAUCUCUUUGAUGAUAUAGUGCUCAUCUCUGAAGGUCGGAUUGUUUAUCAAGGUCCACGGGAGCAUGUCGUUGAAUUCUUCGAGAGCUGUGGGUUCAAAUGUCCUGAGAGGAAGGGGGUUGCAGAUUUCUUGCAAGAGGUUACUUCAAAAAAGGAUCAAGAACAGUAUUGGGCAGAUGGAAGUAAACCAUACAGUUAUGUUCCAGUUACUGAGUUUGCAAAUAGGUUUAAGAAGUUCCAUGUUGGAGUGCAGCUAGCAAACGAGCUCUCGAUGCCUUUUGAUAAGUCCAGGGGCCACAGAGCAGCCUUAGUCUUCUCAAGAUAUUCAGUAACAAAACUUGAACUUCUUAAGGCCUGCUGGGAUAAAGAAGUGUUACUGAUGAAGAGAAACUCAUUCUUUUAUAUCUUCAAGACAACUCAGAUUAUUAUUAUAGCAUUCUUCGCAUCGACAGUGUUUCUCAGGACUAGAUUGCAUCAUAGGGAUGAAGAAGAUGCAUUGCUCUACAACGGUGCUCUUCUCUAUUCACUUAUCACCAACAUGUUCAAUGGUUAUCCUGAGAUUUCACUUAUGAUCACUAGGCUUCCAGUUUUUUUCAAGCAAAGAGACCACUUACUCUAUCCGGCAUGGGCAUUCGCCAUCCCAUUACUCGUGACAAAGAUACCUUUAGCCAUUUUUGAGACAAUUGCUUGGAUGACACUGACAUACUACCCCAUAGGAUUUGCACCAGGGGCUGACAGGUUUUUCAAGAAAAUGCUUGUGGUAUUUAUGAUCCAACAAAUGUCUGCUUCAUUAUUUAGGCUCAUCUCAGGGGUCUGCAGGACCAUAGUUGUUUCAAACACUGGCGGAAUGUUUGCUCUGAUGUUUGUGGCAUUUCUGGGAGGUUUCACCCUUCCUAGAACUCAAAUACCUAAAUGGUGGAAAUGGGGUUACUGGCUUUCACCUUUGACAUAUGGUUACACUUCUGUUUCUGUUAAUGAAAUGUAUGCUCCAAGGUGGAUUAAAAGACGGGCUUCUGACAACGUAACCGAAUUGGGGGUGGCAAUGCUUGAAGAAUUAGAAAUAUAUCGUAAUAAAAAUUGGUAUUGGAUUGGUGUAGGAGCUCUUCUGGGGUUCUGUAUCCUUUUCAAUGUCCUAUUUACCCUGUCACUCACUUAUCUGAACCCUCCGGCAGGCCCACAAGCAGUACUUCCACAAGAUACAGGCGAUGAGACAGACAGUCAAUCAAAUCCAACACGAGCAACAACCAAGAAAGGAAUGGUUCUUCCAUUCACUCCUUUAGCAAUGUCAUUUGACAAAGUGAACUACUAUGUUGACAUGCCUGCAGAAAUGAAGGCACAAGGCUUAGCAGAGAACAGGUUGCAAUUACUUCGAGAAGCAACAGGUGCAUUUAGGCCUGGAAUUUUGACCGCUUUAAUGGGAGUUAGUGGAGCUGGGAAGACUACGUUGAUGGAUGUUUUGGCUGGAAGAAAAACUGGUGGAUACAUUGAAGGUGAUGUUAGAAUAUCAGGAUUCCCCAAAAGGCAAGAAACUUUCGCCAGAGUCUCUGGAUAUUGUGAACAAACUGAUAUACACUCACCCCAAAUCACGGUCAGGGAAUCCCUGAUAUUUUCGGCUUUCCUUAGACUUCCUAAAGAAAUUAACAAUAAAGAAAAAAUGACUUUUGUGGAUCAAGUGAUGAAACUGGUAGAGUUAGACGAUCUGAAAGAUGGCCUAGUAGGGCUGCCUGGAGUUACAGGGCUGUCAACAGAGCAGAGAAAAAGAUUGACAAUUGCAGUAGAGCUUGUUGCUAAUCCUUCAAUUAUUUUCAUGGACGAACCUACAUCUGGGCUUGAUGCAAGGGCGGCUGCUAUCGUCAUGAGAACUGUGAGAAACACUGUGGAUACUGGUAGAACUGUUGUCUGCACAAUUCAUCAACCUAGCAUCGAUAUAUUUGAAGCCUUUGAUGAAUUGUUAUUGAUGAAACGUGGGGGACAAGUAAUCUACUUUGGACGAUUGGGUCGAAAUUCCCAAAAGAUUAUUGAAUAUUUUGAGGCAGUUCCUGGUAUUCCCAAAAUUAAGGAGAAACAAAAUCCAGCAACUUGGAUGCUAGAAGUGAGCUCAGCAGCAGUUGAAGCACAACUUGGAAUUGACUUUGCGGAGCAUUAUAAGUCAUCGUCUUUGUAUCAGCAAAACCAAGCUUUAGUAAAAGCGCUAAGCACACCACCUCCUGGAGCUAACGACCUACAUUUCAUCACUCAAUAUUCUCAGCCUAUGUGGGGGCAGUUCAGAUGUUGCCUCUGGAAGCAAUUCAAAGCUUACUGGAGAACCCCUGAAUAUAACCUUGUCAGAUUAGGUUUCACUUUGAUUGCAGCUCUAAUCAUCGGAUCAAUUUUCUGGGGAGCUGGAACAAAAAUGAAAAAUGCAACUCAGCUUUCUGUGAUAACGGGAGGCAUGUAUGUAGCUGCCAUGUUUCUCGGAGUUAAUAACUGCCAAACAGCCCAACCGGUUGUAGCCAUUGAAAGAAGCAUAUUUUAUCGAGAAAGAGCAGCCGGAAUGUACUCUGCAUUACCUUAUGCACUUGCGCAGGUAAUAGUAGAAAUACCAUUUGUUGUAACCCAAUCUUCAUAUUUUACACUUAUUGUGUAUGCUAUGAUGAAGUUCAACUGGAUGGCGAAAAAGUUCUUCUGGUUCUUUUUUGUUAACUUCUGCACCUUCCUUUACUUCACAUACUACGGGAUGAUGGCUGUUGCCAUCUCUCCAAAUGUUCAAGUAGCUGCCAUCUUAGCUGCUGCUUUCUAUGCACUCUUUAAUCUUUUCUCCGGCUUCUACAUUCCAAAACCAAGAAUCCCUCCAUGGUGGAUAUGGUAUUAUUGGAUCUGCCCAAUGGCAUGGACAGUAUAUGGAUUGAUCACGUCGCAGUAUGGAGAUGACGAGCGCACUAUAGAAGUACAAGGGAUGAAGCUUGACCCUACUAUUAAAUGGUACUUAGAACACCAUUUCGGGUUUCACCAUGAUUUCCUGUGGGCAGUUGCUGUGGUUUUGGUUGUUUUCCCAUUGUUCUUUGCAUUCAUGUUUGGGUUAUGCAUCAAGUUGCUGAACUUCCAAGUUCGAUAGAGGAACAUUUCUAUGCAAUCACUUCUUCACCUUUUAACAUGUUAUGACUAUUUAGCUCAAGAAUGAUCAUUGUAAAUUGAUGCCAAAUGUAUGAGAUUGUUGAUUAUGUUUUCCAAUACUACAUGCUAUUUCUAAAUAAA